Messenger RNA from Periophthalmus magnuspinnatus, 1819 nucleotides. It is a transcript of the gene ldlrap1a, whose product is annotated as low density lipoprotein receptor adaptor protein 1a. Lineage: Eukaryota; Metazoa; Chordata; Actinopteri; Gobiiformes; Gobiidae. Bases 237 to 1172 code for a protein of 311 amino acids. Gene Ontology annotation, cellular component: early endosome. The transcript has 9 exons. The record is from RefSeq and is a predicted model, not a curated record.
GCUCACGUGCGGACAGCUCGUAAAUACUGGAGUUUCAGAGCGCACGGGAAAAGAGCAGCACAGCAGCCCGUCCUCUGUGUCCAACACCACCACAGCACCACCACAGCACCACCACAGCACCACCACAGCACCACCACAACACCACCACGACACCACCACGACACCACCAACACCCAACACCCACCACAACCAUCCACCGCCUCAGACACCGACCCACGGCUCUGCGCUGCACCGACAUGGAUGCGCUCAGGUCGGCAGGGCGCGCCAUCAUCCGGAGCCCGAGCCUGGCGAAGCAGACGUGGACCUCGGGCAGACACAGAAAGCUCCCGGAAAACUGGACGGACACGCGGGAGACCAUCUUGGAGGGCAUGACCUUUAACCUUCGACACCUGGGCAUGACGUUAGUCGACCAGCCGAAGGGUCAGGAGCUCUCGGCGGCGGCGGUAAAGCGGAUUGUCGCCACGGCCAAAGUCAGUGGAAAAAAGCCUCAAAAAGUCUCUCUGAAAAUCUCCCCGAACGGCAUCGCUUUGUACGACAGCGCCACCGACAAACUCCUGGAGAACGUGUCGAUCUACAGGAUAUCCUACUGCACCGUGGACAAGCUGCACGAGAAAGUGUUCGCCUACAUCGCCCAGAACACGGUGAACGGGACUCUGGAGUGCCACGCCUACCUCUGCUCCAAACGGAAAGUGGCUCAGGCGGUGGCUCUCACGGUGGCUCAGGCCUUCACUGUGGCGUUUGAAAUGUGGCAAGUGGCAAAAGAAGAAAAAGGGAAACGAGCCAAGUCUGGUUCUGCUGGCGAGUCCAGCAACAGCUCGCGUUCGGAGAGGUCCAACAGUCUGGGGAGUCUCAAAGGAACAGACGUGGCCACGGACAACCUGCUGGACUUUGAUGACCGUGGAAAUGUGCUGGAGACCAAUGGGAACGUGGAGGUGGGGCGUUUGGACAACCACCGGCCUCUAGGGGGCAGUAACGACCAGGAGUGGGAGAUGGAGGACGGUUUGGACGAAGCUUUUUCCAGCCUGGCCGUGUCCCGUAGUCACCCCCAGGUCCUGGACAUUGGGGUGACGCCUCAGGAUUGGCUCGCACAACCCGACUGGGACCGGAACGCGAACGCCAACCGCCGCAACAACUGCUCGAGUCCGUUCGGGGACGACAUCUUUGCCUUCUGACCGCUGCGCCGAUCGCACGAGGGUCCGGAGAGGGGACGGCCAAUCACGGACGAGUUCAGGGAGAGGGACCAGAGAAGCGUCACUGUGUUUGAAACGCCCGCGUAGCUCCGCCUCUUCCUCUUGUCGCACACUUUAAACGGACUGAUAGAAGUGGCCGACACCGUGGCCUCACACACCAAAGCAAUAACACCCACUCACUGUUACUAAAACAUUUAUUUUUGUUUACUCCGUCUCAUUUCAUAAUCAGUAUUUUCUCUCUUUAGUUACAAUGUAUAGUUUUAUAAUUAUUUUUAGUUGUAUAAUUAUUUUUAUAUGAAUAAUAACAGUGUUUUGCGUUUGAUUCAGUCGUUGUUUAAUGUAGAUUAUUGUACAGACAGGCCUUAAUAUCGAGACAAUCGGAUUUGCAAAAAAACAACAUUUAGAUCUUAUUGUGAAUAUGAAGCACAGACGAUAAUAAAUGUUUUUCUACGGAUUCUUCUUCGUGCAAACGUCUGUGGAGGGUCUGCUCCGGGCGUUUGGUGCAGAUUCUCCACAGUGAGGCCUGUUUUGUGUGAAGAGUCUAAAGGGCUGGAUCAUGUGAUGGUCAUUUCAGUGUAAACUAUAAUAAACCAGCAAUGUACAGAAAUAAAGUAAAGAUAUGAAACCCC